Messenger RNA from Gracilinanus agilis (Agile Gracile Mouse Opossum), 882 nucleotides. Its product is annotated as transducin-like enhancer protein 2. Gene Ontology annotation, biological process: regulation of DNA-templated transcription; negative regulation of canonical Wnt signaling pathway. The transcript is spliced from 7 exons. Gene Ontology annotation, cellular component: nucleus; transcription regulator complex. The annotation marks the transcript as partial. NCBI's taxonomy places the organism in Eukaryota, Metazoa, Chordata, Mammalia, Didelphimorphia, Didelphidae. The record is from RefSeq and is a predicted model, not a curated record. Gene Ontology annotation, molecular function: transcription corepressor activity; protein binding.
AGCCCAUCUCCUUCCCCUUCAGACAGCCUGGUGGAGGAAGAGUGGCUCAUUGGUCAGACACACAAACAGGAAGAGAAAGACCCUCUGGGAAACUAUGACAGUGAUGGGGACAAGAGUGACUAUAAUCUGGUGGUGGAUGAGGAUCCUGUCUCAGAACCCCUCAGCCUGGUGCCCACACCCAGCCCAAAGCUGCUCACCCAUGUGGAUCCACCUGACAGCCCAGCCUCUUUGGCCUCAAGCCAGGCCACGUUGACCCCCAGAGGCAAGGAUCCCAGCCUGAAGGUACUUUGUGUCAGCUCGCCUCCACUGGGCAGGUCCAGCAGCCCCUCCUCCUCCCCAGACGCUUCCACGGCUGGCCCCAGCUCUGCCAGCCACCUCCGUCAGCUUGGCACCAAACCACUGCCUACCACGGACAGCGCUGCCUCGAGGACUCCCCUGACCCUGUCUGGCCCCUUCGCGGCCUCCUUUGGCGUGGGAGCCCACACUCUGCUCAGUGGGGACCUGGCUGUGCCCAGCUCCUACCUCCCCAUGAUGUACGGCCGCUCCCCCAUGCAGAUAGAAAUCGAAUCUCACUCCCACCUCCGGGUGUCUGCCCUCUCCUCCGCCUUGCCCAGCCUUCCUGGGGGAAAGUCGGCUUACUCCUUCCACGUGUCUGCGGAUGGGCAGAUGCAGCCGGUGCCCUUCCCGUCAGACGCCCUCCUGGGCACGGGCAUCCCCCGGCACGCCCGGCAGCUGCACAGCCUCACCCACGGAGAGGUGGUCUGCGCCGUCACCAUCAGCAACUCCACCCAGCACGUCUACACGGGGGGCAAAGGCUGCGUGAAGGUGUGGGACGUGGCCCAGCCUGGCACCAAGACCCCCGUGGCACAGCUGGACUGCCUG